AUGACAAACUUUUCUAAAGCUGAUACUACUACAUCAAUUUUGCAGGGAACAAAUUUUAAUAUGCCCGUUUUAUCUUAUGGGAGAGACAUUAACAACGAAUCAACAAUAAGAAAUGCACUCCAAAGUUCAAUUGUUUCCUUUGGAACAGUUGAACCUAAUAUGUUUUGGAAUAAUAUGAGUGGAUUUCAACCAAAAAUUUCUAAUCCUAUUCCUUUUCAAUCAAAUGCAUUCUUCACAUUACAAAAUGUUCAACAAAAACAAUUAUUGACAUCAUUUCAACAAACACAACAAAUUAAUGUUACUGAAAAAAGCAAUCCAAUGGCGCCGGUUUCUGAUGCCAGUAACCGAAUGCGGCGUAAAGGGGGCCGUGAUAAGCGUCACUGGGCUUGGCAAUUUUUCAAUACUGGAGAACCAUCAGAAAAUGGAGGUCCACCAUCUGCUCAGUGUAAACUUUGUGAAAGUAUAAUUAAAUGGGCAGGAUCGACAAAUAUUGGAAAACAUCUUAGAAGAAGACACAAAGAUAUAUUUCAAGAUGAAUCUAUUAAAACAGAAAUUGUUACAAGCCCUUUAAAUCCAACAGCUGACGGUGUAUCAAUGGCACCAUCUAUUGCUUCACAAUUAAAUAAUAACAAAUUAACAGAUAUUAAAGUUAACAAUUGUACAACUCCAGUAAUUAAAAAAGAAGUCAUAAGUCGAUCAGAAAGCCCUGUUAUAUCAAAUAACAUUAAGACAAUAAAUCGAAUUCAAACUAAUAACAUUCAAUCAUUAAUUAACUCUGCAUCUAAUAACAAUACUUCAAUAACGAAUUCUGUUGGUGCCGCAAAUAUAUGCAACUUGAUUAAUUCUAAAAGAUCAGGAAUUAGUCUUUCUAGACGUUAUUUGGCUUUAUAUCACGCUGCCUAUCCACUUGGAAAUGUAGAAAAUGAAUUUUUCAAGAAAUUUUGUUCUCUUAUAAAUGCUGAAUUACCUGAUAAGAGAACGUUGAAUUUAGAUGCUUUAAAUGAAAUAACAGCAAUCAUAGAUGAUGGAAAAGCAAUGCUUGGAAUGUUAUCUGAAUUGACAAUAUCAAUGAAUGUUGUCAUGUAUAAUGAUAAACCAAUGUGUGCAUUUUUUGCACAUUUUUUACAUCCUGCUGAAAAUAAACCAGUUGUCUUAGCCUUGCGUGUGAUCUCAUAUGAUGCGGUGCCAAAUGCAAAAGAAUUAAAAAAAGAUUUAGAUUCAAUAAUGAAAUUUUAUGAUAUUUCUGAUAAUAUUUUGAGUUAUGUUAUCUUAAAUUGUGGUUUUCAAUUAAUGACACAAUUACAAGAUUUACCACUAACGACACAAGCAGAACAAAAUCGUGUUUUGAUGGAAGUUCUUGCAAAUCUUUUACGUGCCACAACAAGUGGUGAAAAUUUAGAAGAUGUUUGUAAUUCAAUAUCAACAAUGGAGACUGAAUCUAAUAAUAAUUAUGAAGACAAAGAAGAUAAUAAAAAACAAUCAAAUGUAACUAAUUUAAUUUACAAAAAAAGAUUUCAUUACAACAUACAACUAGAAGAAUGUUAUGAUUUAUUUGGUAAAGAAAGAUUUUAUAAAUGUUCAGCUCAUCAAUUAUUUGAAAUAAUUGAAAUAGCUAUUGAAAAAUUUGAUAAAUUAACAAAAUUAAGAGAAAAAGUGCUAGAACUUCUUGCUUUACUUUAUCAAUCUCCUGUAGCUAUUUGUACUUUAUCUAGAAUGGGAAUAACAAAUAUUCCAUUUCCAACAGAUUCAUCAUGGAAUAGUGUAUUAAUUGCUUAUAAUGCACUUGUUGAAUAUCAAACAUAUGUUCAAAUUAAUACAGUUGCUGAAGGACAAAGUUGGAAAACAUUAACUGAAGAAGAUAUCAAAUUAAUGUCAGAGUAUGUUGAAAUUUUUACAAAAUGUAAUGAAUAUCUUGAUAUGAUACAAAAUGGUACAGCGUCAUAUAUAUCAAUGAUAUAUCCUACAUUACAUGCUAUACUUAAUCAUUUAAAAAAAGAUUUAUGGAAUCAAUUAAGUGAUGUACCUAAAAUUUUAGAAAAAGAUAUUCGUGAAACAUUUAAAGAUAUAUUAGAAUCGGGUAAAGGUGAUGCAAAAGAUCAUAUUUUUAUUGUAGCAUCAUUGCUUGAUCGUCGUGCCUCAUGGUUAUUAACUGAAGAUGAAAAAAAACUUGCCAUGACAACAGCAUUAACAUUAAUACAAAAAAAUAAAUCAAAAUGUACAACAAUUGAAUCAUCAGAUGAUGGAAGUCAAAUGGAUUCUAGUGAUAUUAAUCAACAAUUAUUUGGACAAUCAUCAUUGGCUUUAAGUAAUCUUAUUCAUAAUUCACCAUUUAAAGAUCUUGUUCAAGAUAGAUUUACAAGUUCUUCAAUUGAAAUGUCUAUUGAUUCACCAGAAAAAGAAGAAUUAAUAAGAUAUACACGUGAAUGGGCAUCACAACCAGUAGGUAGUGAUUAUACAAGUAUGCAAUUUUGGACAUCUAUGGGAUGGUCAUUUCCAAAUCUUAAUACUAUUGCAUCUUCACUUCUUGUUAUACCAUCAACAGCUACAACACUAGAAAAUAUUAUAAAUGAAGAUACAGGUUCCGUAUCAAAUCCAAGAAAUUCUAAUAAUGUUAAAGUUUCUGAUGAAACAAUGAAUAGGCGAGUAAUUGUUGCUUGUAAUAAAUGGCUUAUUACACUUUAA
This is a messenger RNA of Strongyloides ratti, 2682 nucleotides long. RefSeq names its product Zinc finger, BED-type predicted domain and Ribonuclease H-like domain-containing protein. The transcript is spliced from 5 exons. The record is from RefSeq and is a predicted model, not a curated record. The coding region runs from base 1 to 2682 and encodes 893 amino acids. Lineage: Eukaryota; Metazoa; Nematoda; Chromadorea; Rhabditida; Strongyloididae. Gene Ontology annotation, molecular function: DNA binding.